AUGUGUACUGGAGACAUUGUGCAACAAAACGUAGAACAAUAUCAUGGAUUGUCAGACGGUUAUGACUGGAAGAGAACAGGUAGGCUAAUCAAUAAUAUUAACCUCUACAUGUUAUAUUUUUUAAUAGCUUACCUGUUUGUUGUUGUGUGGAUGUAUGAGUGAUGUAUUUGGUUGUUUAUAGCACGAAUCACUAUUGUGGGCAGCGUUUUGGGAUCUAUGCAGUAUUUCUUUUAUCGGUCUUUGGACAAACGAUAUCCAGCUAAGGACAUGCGUACAAUAGCUAAAAAAAUAGUCAUUGAUCAAACAUUGUGUACACCAAUGAAUAUUUUCGUGUUCAUUUAUGGACUAGGUCUUUUAGAAAAUACUCCUUGGGCUAAAAUGAAUGAAGAAUUCAGACAUAAAUUUUUGGUGAUAUUUUCGGUAAGUUGUGUAAAUAUAAACGUAUAGUUGUUUUGAAGUAUAUAUUUUCUCAUUUUAAUUAAAAACUCAUUACUGAUAUAACUGUUUAUUGAUUAAUAAUACAAAUAAAUAAUAUCAUCUGGAAAUUGUUUUAGUAUACCUAAUCUAAUAUUAUUGAAUAUGACACAAUUUAUUAUUUAAUUAAUAUAAGCAAAAUCAGUUUGGGGAUGUAGGUGUUUUUAUUUUUUAAUUGAACUUAGGUUACAUUACUUAUUUCCAAAAUAUUUAAAUACAGUAAAAUAGUUGUUAUCGUGUAGUCUAUUAAUAAAAAUAUUAAUAGAAAAAAACACUAUUAAAACAAAUAAAAACAACAUUAUAAAUAAUUAGCUUUUGUUUUAAAUUUUAAAUAACUAAUUUAAUAAAAUUUAUUCAAUUAGAUGCACAUUUUUUAAUUUUACGUUGAAAAAAAAUAUGCUAAAAUAAUAAAAAAAUUUCUAGACAUUAAAAAUAAAAAAUUAGGUAUUAUGUUUAAUAUUUAUGUUUAAUCCACUUUUAGGUUGAUUGUGCUGUUUUUGUUCCAUCACAAUACAUUAACUUCAAAUUUGUAGAUCCAAAAUACAGACUUGUAUUUGUAAACAUGGUUUCUAUUAUGUAUGAUACUUUUCUCUCAUAUAUUAAGUAUACAGUAAGUAGUUUAUUGGUUUAA
Messenger RNA from Cinara cedri, 1105 nucleotides. The record is from the annotation of a GenBank genome assembly. NCBI's taxonomy places the organism in Eukaryota, Metazoa, Arthropoda, Insecta, Hemiptera, Aphididae.